AUGACAUCCAACUGCUCACCUGCCUCUGUCAAGAGCAGCCCCCGGUCCUCCUCUGUCUGCUCCAGCAGCAUGAACUGCCGGCCAGAGCUGUGCCUGAACUACGUCUGCCAGCCCAUGGCCUGCGUGCCUUCUGUCUGCAUGCCCACCACCCACCGGCCGGCUGGCUGCCUCCCCAAGACCUACAUAUCUAGUUCCUGCCGACCCAGUAGCUGCCGGCCAACCGGUGGCAUCUCCAGCUCCAUGGGUACCUGGAGCUGGUGCUGCGAAGGGACCUUCAAUGGCCACGAGAAGGAGACCAUGCAGUUCCUGAACGACAGGCUGGCCAACUACCUGGAGAAGGUGCGGCAGCUGGAGCGGGAGAACGCAGAGCUGGAGUGCAAGAUCCAAGAGACCUGCCAGUCUCAAGUGCCUACCAUGUGUCCUGACUACCAGUCUUAUUUCAGAACCAUUGAGGAGCUCCAGCAGAAGGUUCUGUGCACCAAGGCAGAGAACGCCAGGAUGGUCGUGCACAUCGACAAUGCCAAACUGGCGGCUGAUGACUUCAGGACCAAGUACGAGACGGAGCUGGCCCUGCGGCAGCUGGUGGAGUCAGACACCAAUGGCCUGCGCAGGGUCCUGGACGAGCUGACCCUGUGCAAGGCCGACCUGGAGGCCCAGGUGGAGUCCCUGAAGGAGGAGCUGCUCUGCCUCAAGAGGAACCACGAGGAGGAAGUCAGUACCCUCCGAUGCCAGCUUGGGGACCGCCUUAACAUUGAGGUGGACGCUGCGCCCCCUGUGGAUCUGAACAGGAUGCUGGAAGAGAUGCGGUGUCAGUAUGAGACGGUGGUGGAGGCCAACCGCAGGGAUGUGGAGCAGUGGUUCAACACACAAAUGGAGGAGCUUAACCAGCAGGUGACCACGAGCUCUGAGCAGCUUCAGACCUACCAGUCAGACAUCAUUGAUCUGAGACGCACGGUCAACACGUUGGAGAUCGAGCUGCAGGCCCAGCACAGCCUGAGGGACUCGCUGGAGAACACGCUGGCAGAGACCGAGGCCCGCUACAGUGCCCAGCUGGCCCAGAUACAGUGCAUGAUCACCAACGUGGAGGCCCAACUGGCGGAGAUCCGCUGCGACCUGGAGCGGCAGAACCAGGAGUACCAGGUGCUGCUGGACGUCCGGGCCCGGCUGGAGUGCGAGAUCAACACGUACCAGAGCCUGCUGGAGAGCGAGGACUGCAGGUUGCCCUGUAACCCGUGCUCCACGCCCUCGUGCCCGCCCUGCGCGCCCUCGCCUGCUGUGUCCCACACCAUCUGUGUGCCCCACACCGUCUGUGUGCCUUGCGUGCCCUGUCCCCCAGGCCGCUACUGA
Pteronotus mesoamericanus is the source of this 1347-nucleotide messenger RNA. It is a transcript of the gene KRT32, whose product is annotated as keratin 32. The coding region runs from base 1 to 1347 and encodes 448 amino acids. Gene Ontology annotation, biological process: epithelial cell differentiation; intermediate filament organization. The transcript has 7 exons. Gene Ontology annotation, cellular component: cytoskeleton. The record is from RefSeq and is a predicted model, not a curated record. Lineage: Eukaryota; Metazoa; Chordata; Mammalia; Chiroptera; Mormoopidae. Gene Ontology annotation, molecular function: structural molecule activity.